This is a messenger RNA of Ixodes scapularis (black-legged tick), 1513 nucleotides long. RefSeq lists its product as uncharacterized. Bases 33 to 1229 code for a protein of 398 amino acids. The record is from RefSeq and is a predicted model, not a curated record. NCBI's taxonomy places the organism in Eukaryota, Metazoa, Arthropoda, Arachnida, Ixodida, Ixodidae. The transcript has a single exon. Gene Ontology annotation, molecular function: zinc ion binding; nucleic acid binding.
CGCUUCCGGCUUUCGACGAGAGCGGACGGACGAUGAUUCGCUCCGAUAACGGCGCGUUAUCGGCCCACGCGGGUCGAGGAAGCAUCGACGCUGCAGCCAGCAGUAGCGAUGAGUAUCGUGUGGUGUUGCCCCGUUUCCCAGAUGGAAAAAUGUGUCUGAAUUCCGUGUUUUUGCACGCGGACCUGAUGGGAAGACCGUACCGUGCUGUGGAUUUUCGAGACGGACUGAAGGACAUCGUGGACAUGACGGACGUGGUUUCAAUUGGACAAUUCCAAAUGAGCCACAUAUGGAUGAUCACUCUCGCAAGCAUGGCUGCCACAGAAAAGAUGAAAAGGAUUGGACAACUCACGGUCAAGGGGCGGAAGUGUCUGGUGCUGGACCCCAACGCAAAGGACAUUAGGGUAAGGCUACUUUGGCUCCCAACGUAUCUGGAAGACAGACGUGUGGUGGAAGCUCUCGAGCCUUACGGUAAAGUUCGUAACAUCGUUAGGGAGAAAUGGCGAGUCCCGGGAAUGGAACACUUGGAAACCAUGAACAGAGAAGUCAGCAUGACGCUGCAUGACGCCGUCAGCUCUUCCGACCUGCCCCAUAUGAUCAAGGUAUAUGGGGUGCAAUCCCUUGUCAUUGUGCCUGGAAGACCACCGCUUUGCCUACGAUGCAAAAAAGUAGGCCAUAUCCGGAAACAGUGCCGUGCACCAAAAUGUACCAAGUGCAACAAAUUUGGUCACGAAGACAACGAGUGCUACGCGACCUACGCCACGGUGCUGAGGCGCGGGGACGAGGAUGCCGAAUCGAAUCUCGACCAGUUCAUGGACGUGUCCGAAGUAGUGGGAGCCAACGGCGAAGUGGGGGCGUCCACGGGCGGCCCUGCAAACAGUCUUCCCUCCGUACCAGGCGAGACCGGCGCCAUCAACGACCACCAGCCACAAGACCCAGGAGCCAUACCUGUGUCCUCGCAGACUGGGGAUGAUUCUUCCAUGGAGCAAGGCAGUAACUGCGGCAGUGCUGCUACACCUUCGGAGCUGGACGACCGAGACCAAGGUGAAACCAAGCAAGCAGGUCCCUUUCCCGAGGGUCAAGGGAACGGAGUGGACACAAACUCUGCUCUGGGAACUGGUGUCAGUGACGUCAAGCGAAAGAAAUUGGAACCGGGGGCCACAUACGCAAGUAAGCGCAUAAACGUGUCGAAGCCGCUUGCGCGGCAAGCCCAGGAAAAGCCACCCCCUUAAGCAGCGAUGGGCGGUUUCCGCUUCGCCAGCUUAAAUGUACGCGGUUUUCAUUCGAGGAAAAAGCAGAAUCAGCUACACCGUCUACUCGAAGAAAAGGAGAUUGACUUUUUAGCAGUACAAGAGACAAAGCUAGAGAAUGAGGAAGAGGUUGACCGCGCUUUACCACUUUUUUUGAGAAAAUACGAGGUAUGUGUCAGCCAUGCUGCCGGUCUUUCGGGAGGGUGUUUCUUGUUUAUAAAAAAGUCAGUUCAGUUAAGCGAACUAGCUCUGACGGUUGACUUGCA